This is a messenger RNA of Phytophthora sojae, 1680 nucleotides long. RefSeq lists its product as hypothetical. The record is from RefSeq and is a predicted model, not a curated record. Gene Ontology annotation, cellular component: membrane. Bases 1 to 1680 code for a protein of 559 amino acids. NCBI's taxonomy places the organism in Eukaryota, Oomycota, Peronosporomycetes, Peronosporales, Peronosporaceae. Gene Ontology annotation, molecular function: symporter activity. The transcript has a single exon.
AUGAAGGACGGGCACGACUCGAGGAGCGUCAGGUCGAGGAGCGGCAGGUCCAAGAGCUUGUACGACUCGGAGGGCGGCUUCUCGUUGACGCCGCACAGCGCGAUACUGCUGUUUGACUUCGGCUCGAGAGACCGAGCGCCGCCCCCAACGCAGCACACGAAUCCGUUCUCGUACCGGGGCCUGGGGGUCAAGGACAUGAUCACGUCGCCGUACGACAAGAGCGCGAGCGUGAGCAUUUGGCAGGUGGCUCUUGGGGCAGGGAUUGGACUCACGACGGGCGUGAUGCUCAUCCACUACGAGGUUAGCGGCGCGUGGGCCGACUGGAUCGCGAUGCCUGGCGUCCUCUUUAUCCAAGCUCUCAAGUGUUUGGUGGCUCCGAUGGUGUUCUGCAGUGUGAUCGUGUGUAUCGGAGAGUUGGUGGAGGCUGGCAAGGCUGCGUCCAUCGGAAGACGUAUUAUCACCUCCUUCGCUAUGGCCUCCAUCGCGUCGUCGUGUACUGGCACCCUCUUCGCCUUUGCGAUGUCGCACCUCUAUCCGUCAAGCGCCGUGGUGCCGAUCAAGCCGACUAUUCCAUCGCUGACAUUCCAGUGUGCUGACGGCUCCUAUCUCUCGUACUUGGUGAAUGGAACGAUCGCGUGCAGCUCAACUAACAGCACGUCGUCAAGCAACAUGUUCGUGAUGGAUGAUGUGAGUGGCUACUUGAAGACGUCGGACACGGAGUUCGAGAACUUGAACGUCUCGGAGCAGAUUUUCAGUAUCGUGAAGGACCUGGUGCCGGAGAACAUCUUCGAGUCAUUUGCGGGCUCUUCGACGCUCAGCGUUAUCGCGUUCGCUAUCUGGGUGGGAGUGGCAUUAGUCAAGAGUGUGGACAGAGAAGCAGGCGUGGAGAACUACCCCCUGCUUAUGGUGACGCACGCGAACGCAGUGAUCCUCCUCCUCGUGAACAUCGUGGUGAAGUACAUCCCGAUCGCUGUCAUCUCGUUGAUCGCGGGCUCAAUUGCCAGCUACAGUUCAUCGACGGAGCUCGUCGAGGGCGUCGCCUUCUUGGUCGGCACUUUGAUUGUGGCCCUUCUUACGCUCACUGUCGGAGUUUUCGGGCUCGCGCUUUUCGUGACGACAAGGAGGAAUAUCUUCUCGCACCUGUGGCAAAUGGUUCCAGCCCAGAUCUUCAUUUUUGGAUGUUCAUCCUCGAUCGCAACGCUGCCGAUGACCAUGCGCUGUGUGGACGCUACAAGAGAAGUAUCGUACCAAUUAUCGCGGUUCAUGCUGCCUCUGGGGGCCACGAGUAACCUCAACGGGACAGCCGUGUACAUACCGCUGGCUUGCGUUUUCCUAGCGAAAGUCGGUGGGUAUGACGCCUUGCUAACGCCGCUACGCUUCGUGCUGCUGGGCUUUGUUAGCGCUAUCGCCUCCUUUGGUGUCGCUGGCGUCCCCCACGCUGGGCUGGUGAUGGUGCUCACGGUGUGGCGAACAGUUUUUGGCGUGGACGUGCCGGUGGUGUUCUCCAUUCUUGUGAGUACGGACUGGAUCCUAGAUCGCCUGCGGUCCAUCGUGAACAUCACGAACGACACGAUCAUCGUGCGUAUUAUCGCUGCGCGGUGCGACGAGACCAUCUUGCACCAGCUAAGCACCCAGCAUACAGAAGGCACCGAGCUCUUAAGUCACAUGCCAAGGAGUUAA